Molecule: messenger RNA, 1355 nt
Organism: Branchiostoma floridae (Florida lancelet)
Lineage: Eukaryota; Metazoa; Chordata; Leptocardii; Amphioxiformes; Branchiostomatidae
Product: TM2 domain-containing protein CG10795-like
Exons: 6
Coding region: 38-601 (187 amino acids)
Source: RefSeq, a predicted model, not a curated record
CCCCUUGUUAGUCGGAAUGGACUAGUCCACAUCCAAGAUGGCGGCCUGGUGGAGGAAAAAUCGGAACUUUCUCCAAUUUCUUGUUGUUUUUGUCACUUUCUGCCACUUUAGAGUGUCUGCACAAGAUGUGGAAGAAGCUGUGAAGUGUGAAGAUCUUAAAACAGGACAGUACCACUGUCCCCAGCCUGCUAUAGACACAGACACACAGUCAGCCCUGGGCUGCAGAAAGGAGGGACUGGUCACAGUGUGGUGUUCGGCAGCUCCAGGCAUCAACUGUACAGGAGACCUGAAGAAGGAUGUACCAUGUAGAUAUACGAAUGGGUACCACUAUGAUAUUGCACUGUUGACAUCAAUAUUCCUGGGCAUGUUGGGAGUGGACAGGUUUUACCUGGGAUAUCCGGCAAUAGGGUUGUUAAAGUUGUGCACUUUGGGGUUCAUGUUCUUGGGUCAACUAGUGGACAUCAUACUGAUAGCUACACAGGUUGUAGGUCCUUCUGAUGGCUCCAAGUAUGUCAUCAACUACUAUGGACCUGGUCUGUCUCACAUCUACAUGGACAAUCACACUUACCUAAAACCACAGGAAGACUGGACACUGUCAUAGCAACCAUAGAACAUGUCUGGACUUUCAACUCCUUAUAAAACACAGGGCAGCAAGUUUCCUGAAAUAUUCUUGUUCGUCCGUCGGCAUCGACGAUGACCAAUGACAUAGCCACCACAGAACAUGUGUGCAGUAUUGUUUUUUUUCUCUUCUUCAUUCCUCUCAAACAUACAAGGCAAGUUUCCUUGUUGCGUGCUGUAAGAUUUUUGCUGCAUAAAUUCAGUUCAUCUUCUGUGAGGUGACGCAAGUUUUGUCACAAGUCCCUGUCAGAACAAAGCCCAUCCUCCGGUAAACCAGCAUCCUCCUUGAUCACCUUCUGAAGGGCCAAUGAAGGAUGAUCACAUAUAUGUGCUUCAUAUCCAGUGUCUGGAGGUACAUGGAAAGGCCUUUGACUUUGUGUGCAAUGUCCAAAGUUUUUUUGUGGGGGGAGGGGGGAUUUGGGCAGAGCUUGUCAGAGCAGACUUUUUUUUAUUGACAAGGCUCCCCCAAAUAUGUGACCAGGUUGGCAGGUGAGAGAUUCGAAGCUCACCCAUGUGGGUGGUCACCAGUGUGCUCACCCACCAACAUGCACUACCAUAGUGUAACUACUAUAAGUCUUACACAAACAGUCAUUCUCAUUUAUCUGGUUUUAUACAGCACUGAGCAUGGUUGUCUCAAUCAGCUGCCCUUGAAAAUCACAGAUAACUGGCACAGUUGAACAAUGUACAUGCAGGGCUCGAAAUACUGGGUGCAGGUACACCCAUAAUUGGAACUGUGC